Molecule: messenger RNA, 6946 nt
Organism: Lytechinus pictus (painted urchin)
Lineage: Eukaryota; Metazoa; Echinodermata; Echinoidea; Temnopleuroida; Toxopneustidae
Exons: 5
Coding region: 844-3684 (946 amino acids)
Molecular function (GO): 3'-5'-RNA exonuclease activity
Source: RefSeq, a predicted model, not a curated record
AUGAAUCUACUCUAAUUUCUAAAGUAAUUCACCCUAUGGGUAUAAUAUGUACACAAAUCUCUACAUGAAUACAUACGUCACCAUCUACGAUCACUGAGCCGUUCGAACCGAAGACUUUUGUCAGUCAAACUUGCCUGGAAAGUCAGUGAUAAAUUUGAGACACUGAGGUUUUUCGAGGAACAUUGAAUGGAGCAGUCAUCUUGAUCUUACCAAUGACAUCAACCAACCAAUCAGAACCGCUGCUAUUCCAUCUGCAGUUUCAACAGGGCCCUGUCCACGGAGGAUUCUAUUGUUACAAUAGAUAUCCUCCAUGGACAGGUCCAUGAGUUUCCAGGCUACUUGGUUGUACCUGCCUGUACCAUCCAUGGCAAUAUCCAGGCCUGUGACUUGGUUGCGGUGCGAUGUGUUUACACAUUGCAAGAUCGAGUGCAGUGUUUACUGCAAAUUAGUAACAAAAUUUCAAGAAAGAAUCAAAUUGAUUUACUCUUUAUUAUUGGUGAAAGAGAAUAAGAGAUUGUAGAGAAAGAUUAUCAAAGAUAUUAUGUUCGGUGCAGCUGUGGGUAGAAAUGGUUUCUAAUUUUUAUUAGAGCCUAUAUAUAGAUUUUUUUACGAUGCUUGCGAGUGAAGUGUGGGUGUGUGAAAUGCAAAUUAUGGUUUGAGAGUUUCAUCUUAAUUUUUAUCUAUUUUUUUAUAAUUUGUUUACUUUAUUUACAUUUUAAGUUGUUAUUUUUACAACUUUUGAUUUAAAGCCCACUUCACUUCUCACCUUUUAGUUUGCUAAUACACGUCAUAAAAACUAUCAAGGUGUUCUAGGACAAUUAAUACUUCAUAUUCUACAGGACAAUGGAAGGUUUCAUUGGUUACAAGUGCGCAGAGGCAGGCCUCACAACCACUAACAUCGCUUCAAAAAUAAGCCAAGUAACUCUGACAAAUGGGAUGGUUGUAGAACUUGCCUCAGUCAUGAACAGUGACCUAUGGAAAAGCUUAGGAACAGAGUUAAAAUGCAAUCCUGUAUCACUCAAUUCAGCAAUGGGGAGGGUGAAGGAGAAGUGUUCCAAGCUGAAGAAGAAUGCAACAACUGCUGGGAAGAAGGCCCUUGAAGAGUACUUAGCUAUGGCAUUCAACCUCCCUCAACGUAGAGAGACGAAGCAGAAGAUGGAACCCAGUAAGCCACAGUGUAGAAAUUGUGUAGGUCUUGUCAGAAGCUUGGAAACCUUUGAAAAGAAAAAAGAAGAGAGUGUGCAUCGUCUGCAGAAGAAAUUGGAGGAGUGUGAGAAGAAAAGAUCAGAGGAUAGAAGAAGUGCUUCCAAGAAAUUGAAAGCUUUGUAUUCCAUCAUUGGAGAAGUUGGUUGCCCAAAAGAUGUCAUCCAGAACUUCAAGAGACUUAGAUCCAGCCGGUCUAUGUGGCAAUGUAAAUUUCAGGCCCUGAAUUCCACUUACACUAGAGUCCAGUCACUGCAUCGAAGAGCAGUUAACAGAUGUAAACUUUAUAAAUCCAGACUAGAUCGCCUGAGAUCCAAGAAGAGCAAAGAACCCAGAUGUAAACAGCCCAAGCAAAGACCUCCAGCUACUUUAGGACAUGUUGAUUAUAUUGACGACCUUCAUCGAAAUAUUGAUGAGUUAGAAGGACAAGUAGAGAGCUUCACCAAACCACUUUGUACGAAGGAAGGAAAAGAAUAUUCAAGUAGUAUCAGACAAGUCUCGUACUUCCUUCAGGACCAAGGUGUGGCGGAGCACAGGGUGAGUGAGGUUAUUCGCACAGUGAUGGAGAGUCUUGGGAACCAGCCUGUGCCGAGUCUGCCAUCAACCUCAACACAAGCCCGCUUUGCUUCUGAAAUGAAGACGCUAUCAAGAGAACAGGUAAGGGAGGGAGUAGAAGGUGAAGAUAGCCUAACCCUCAAGUACGAUGGAACCACGAAAGGCCGCCUUGGACACCUGGCAGAGAUAGAGGUGGCAACAAGAUCAGCAACCUUCCUGACAGGUGUCUACCAGCAACCAGGGGGCACAGCAGCUGAUUACGUGACUUCCAUCAAGGCAUCGUGUGAAGGAGUUGAGGAAGACCUUCUCUGCAAAGUCAAGAACACCAUGACUGAUAGAUGUACCACAAACUCUGCAGUUGACAAGGAAUUGGAGGAGGAGACUGGGAGUAGUAUUAACUCAUUCCGUUGUGCAAUGCACCCUUUGGAUUCUUUUGCCAGACAGGUCAAUAGCAUUCUUUGUACCGAAGAUAAGAAGAAGGCCUCUGCUUUGGGAACUACGUUUAUGCCAUUCCAGAAACCUGGAGAGAGUAGAGUCCAAGCACUUCUUAGAGCGGCUGAUAAGAUAUUUAAUAAUGCAGCAAGUGGGGACAACGUUGGUAUAAAGACCUAUCUUCAUGACAAGGGGCUGCCCUCCACUCUACCACGCUGGGUGGGAAACAGGUUCAACAUAUUGUUUUGUAAUUCAGUCCUUCUGUUUAAGUGCGGCGAUGGAAUACUUGAGUAUUACACCAAGGUGCAGCGUCCUCAGAACAAUCUUCAACGAGCAUUUGUUAAUGCAUGGACCUCCUCCUCAAAAGUUGAACUGAGAUGUCUUGGUGUUCUCCAGUGUACGGUGAUGGGACCCUGGAAGGGCAUGGCUGGGAGAGACUUACCAAUCCUGGAGAUGAACAACUUGUUCCUUCAAGCACGUAACAUCCUUCAAGACUGGGAGCAACAGCCUAGCAAAGUCUUGGAAGGUGUAUCCAUCUUUGGACACGACAUUGAUGAUGAAUCAUGGGCUUCACUAUGUCAAGUUCCCCCUGAUGAGAUCGAAGAAGUUCACGCUCUUAUCAGCAGUCUGAUCCAUGGCAUCGUAGAGGUUCUUGAUAGGCAGCUCAGCUCCCAGCUACCUGGAGGCAAGUUCUGGGAACCGUCUCCUGAAUUGACAGAUGAUGCUCAGUCUUGCGUUUCAACAAAUAUCAGCGGGGAGAGGAACUUUGCCCUUCUUGAUGCUAGCCUUCUAAGAGCACCAAACAUAUCGAUAGGGAAGGCCGAAAGUAAAGUGAUGUUUAAGGCAAAUAAAACAAGGAGCUGGCUCGAAGACAAAUCGCUAGAAGAAAGAAGGAGAGUGAUCAACCUCGGUGUAAAGAAAGCCAAGAAAGUUAGAAGGGAAGAUAAGGAGAAAAAGGAACAGUAUGUUGAAAUGGUGAGGAAAAGAGUGCGAGAUAAACAGCAGAAGCAAUCUGAGAAGGAAGGAAGGGAGAGAGAUAAAAUUGAAGAACUAUUCGAACAUAUCAUCGAAAGUGGUAUUUGGAGUGGAGAAGAAAUCCACCAGCAUGUUCAAACUCUGUCAAAGACGAGGGCUUCUGUUUUGCUCCGGAAGCAAAUCACAUUCAGGACCAAAAUUCUAGGGAAGAAGAUAGAGAAGGCAGCACUGUCAAAGUGUUCAGUUGAUGAGCUGAAGAACAUCCUCCAAAACAUCCCAGUUGAAGACUUAGAUAAUCACUAUCUGCAUACAGUAAAAGAUCCAAAAUACUUGAUCGGAAAAUCUAUCAUUCAUCGUUGGGAAGAAGCUGGCAAGGACAGUUGGUAUGAUGGAGUAGUUGAUGAGCUGGUAGAGAAAGAGUUGAAGAUGAAGUAUCAGUCUUCCCAGGAGCCUUUCUUCAUGACCGUAGCUGAGCUUCUCACUGAUCUGUACCAAGAAGAUAUGAUCAUCAACUUGUAAUCAAACUAUAGGUAGGAGUAUAUAUAUAUAUAUAUUCAUAUCCUACAACAUGUGAAAAUGGGAGAUUGGGUAGAGAUGCAUUUAAAUCAACUGUCUUAUGCCUGCCUUCAUAUUGUAUCAAUUGUCAUUUAAGGUUCAUUAUCCAAAUUAAGUGAAUCAGUGAGAAUAUAUUCCAUGUUUCGUGGGUAUACACCUCCCCAUUUUCACCUGCUAUAUGAAGAAGAUGAACAAGGUUGCGCUUGGAGCUGGUAAAAAGGAAAAACUGAGUAAAAAAUGACAAAGAGUUUUCAAAAAUUCCCCUUGAGGGCUUAAACAAGCAUUUUAUUUGAUGAUGGAUGGAGACAUAAUUUUAAAAUAUGCAUUUUAUUCAUUUUCAAAUGUGCUCCUCCUUUUAGCCCAAAGGUUGAAAUCAUGAAACAUUGCCCCUAAUUUUUCUUAUUUUGACUAUUAACUUUGAUUGAAAUAACAAGAACUAGUUUACUGGUAUAUCAAAAAUACUUGUACAUAAAGUCCUUUCAGAUUUUGAUACCAAAACUUGGCUAAAUAUUCAUUCGAAGUUGUGGGAUGGAAAAGCGCGAAGAGCUUGCAGGUCUGUUGACAGUACCUGGAAAGAAAAAGAAAAUCAAAACAUUUUCAAUGUUAGAAAAAAAUACUUUAUAUCGAUGCUCAAGUUAAUUUUAAGUAACUUGUGCCCACAAUAUGAAUUGUUGGAAACAGAACAAAUAAAAAUAGUAAUAUAUCAAACCACAAAUACCCUAUCCCACCAGUUCGAUGAUUUAAAGGCAAAAAAGGAAAGAAAUUUGUUGCUUUUGCCUCCAACCCCCCCCCCCCCCAUAUUUCCAUCUAUAUAUAACAGCAAAAUUGAGAAAUUGCUCUUGUGAAUUAAGUUGUGUGUAAUGUAUGUUUGUAUUUGGGGCAAAAUUUUUUUUUUUAAAGACAGCAGAAGAAACUCAUUUUUUUCCUUUAUUUUUGGGGCCAGUAAAUUUUAGGUUCGGACCAGUAAAAGAUUGAAAAAUUGAUUUCUACCGGUCGGCAUUGGCAGCGGAAGCCAAACAUUUUAGGGGGGGGGACCACCAAAAUUUUUUGACAAGCAAGCACAAAAAAAGGCUAUCAGGCCAAAUUUGGGAGGGAAAAAAAAUUGGCAAGCAAAAAAAAAAGUAGCAACUAAAAAUUUAGGGGGGGGGGAACGUCCCCACCACCUAAAAUUUAGGGGGGGGGACAUGUCUGCCUAUGCCGGUAGGACAGGAAAGGUUGGACCAGUAGGGGAAAAAAAAUGUUAGUACGAGUAUAAAAUGGGUUUGAAAUUUUAUAAUUUACAGCUUGAUGGUCUGCAAAAAUAGCUGGAAAGGAAGAAAAUGAAACAUCUUCAAGAAAAAACAUACACUUUUAAAUUGAUAUUAUGUAACAAGAAAUAGGAAUAAUUAGAAUGAUUAUGAAUACUAUAUCCCAUCUGUCCCUCCAGUUGAUGCAACCAGUGCAAUGAUUUAGGACAACUUUGCAACCCCUCCCCCCAAAAAUUAAGGGGGGUCCACCUGAAAUUUUGUGAUGGACACAGGAAAAAAAUUUGACAAGCAAAAAAAAAAAAUGUCAUCAACUUAGAUUUUAGGGGGGGGGGAGGCUGUCCCCCACCUCAAAUUUAGGGGGGGCUGUCCCCCCCCCUACACACACUAUUACAGCUCAAUUGCAUUAUUAAAGGUGUAAAAAAAAUAAGUAAAUGAAAGAUUAAAAACUGUGAAAGGCUAAUUAAAAAUAAAGGAAAUAAAAAAAUGACUAUCAGAAACAAACAAUUUAUAAUGCAAGUGGAAAGGAAAGUAAUAAUAAAUCAAGUUCACAUUUGAUUCAAUGAAAUAAAAAAGGAAAGAUAAUAGGGUCACAUCAAACACAGCAUGUCACAAAAAAGGUUACAGUCAAGCGAAAAUGACCCAAUUCAUAAUGUGCACGUUGCUUGGCAACGGAUGACUCAUCGACUAAACUCCUUAAUUUAUGCUGCUCGGUACUACGUCACGGAACUACUUUCAUCAUCGUGCAUAUAGCUAGCUAGCUAGCUGAGCUACGACGAUGGGUACGAGGCACGAAAAACUCUGGAUUAAUCAUUGGAAUAACCCCAGUUCCAUGCCAGUUCAAGGUAAACAUCGCUAUAAUUUUUUAGUAAUCCCCACGGAAAUACACCAGCGAUCAAAAUGCAUGAUUCUAAUGCAGAAAGAGCAAGCCCCAGCUCGGCCCGAAGUCAGUCGCAGAUCGCAGUGAACUGCAGUGGCAGGUGCAGUGCAGCAGUCACGAGCGGUCGUCCAACCAGCAUGACCGCCAGCGCAGCCCCGUAUCGUCUCUGCCGUCGGUACAGUCGCAGUGCCUCGCGUGCAGAGAUUGUAUGUACAUCGGCAAUGACAGCGUCGACUACGGCCGUGUACCCGCACGCGCUUACCCCGGCCCCUAGCCCUCCGUACAUUUCACACAGCACUCGGCAAUUCAUCUCUCGCUAGCAGCCGACACAAUUUCAGAGCGCGUAUGCGGACGCACAUACUUUAAACGAUCAUAAUAUUGGGAUAUCGCUUGAUAUCGCUGGUGAUAUUCUCCAUGCUAUUUUUGCCACAAUAAAGCUGAUUUUAUUCAAAUAUUUUGAUCAUUUUAAAUUUUUACAAAUUGUUUCACUUAUCAUAAGAGAUUACUGAGUUAUUUAUCUGUAGAGUGAUGUGAGUGCGAGAAGAUUUGGAGGUGUUUUUUAUUUUUCAUGAAUGUAGCUAUUUAAACAGACCUGUUCUGUAGAAAACUUCCUGUUUUAUGAAUUUACAGAAUGAUUAUGUUAUUGCUUUCUGCAAAAUCUUGUUUUUUUUCUGUAAAAUCAGGGGUUUUUUUACAGUGUACAUACGGCCAUAAAAGAGAUCACUUGACACUUAUUGUUCUCUCUUUUCUUUCACAAACAGGUUGAGUUUGAAGAACAAGAAAAACAGUAGAGGUCUACCUGGUACCUAUGGUUAAACAUGAUGAUCAUAAGUGCAUGUAUCAUUUUGCAGAUUCUCAUCCAGGAUGAUGCAACUCUACAAUUUCCAUGGAGGUGAUUGAUGAUGAUAAACAAUUGGUGAAGUAGGCCUAAUAGAACAGUGAUAGGACCACAAAGAGAAAUACAACCUACAGCAGUUAUAUGAGACUGGUGUAACAGAUGUUUUCAUUCAAGAAAUCCAACAAAUUGAAGAGUGACUUAGCUUAGGAAGCACUUGAUAAAGAUGGAAAAGGUUUUUUUUUUUCAAGUCCAAUUUUUUUUAUU